This is a messenger RNA of Mya arenaria, 7828 nucleotides long. RefSeq lists its product as uncharacterized. Bases 80 to 5545 code for a protein of 1821 amino acids. Gene Ontology annotation, cellular component: nucleus. NCBI's taxonomy places the organism in Eukaryota, Metazoa, Mollusca, Bivalvia, Myida, Myidae. The record is from RefSeq and is a predicted model, not a curated record. The transcript is spliced from 27 exons. Gene Ontology annotation, molecular function: transcription coregulator activity; double-stranded DNA binding. Gene Ontology annotation, biological process: regulation of transcription by RNA polymerase II.
GCGGUAGUGAAUAAACAUUACAACGAACACGCGGCUUUAAUUUUACAAAAAUAACUCGCUGACCUGGAUUUUAAGUGAAAUGUUUAAAUAUAUUGUUUUAUAUUUGUGUAUUGUGGAAGCGCUGUCCAGUGGUCAGAUAAAGGAAGAUGGGUUGAUCAACCAAGGGUCAAAUAAACACGUGGUUUUAAACAAAAAACAUCAAUCGACUGACGACAGUUGUGAAGAUUGUGGAAAUGCGAAGGACAAAUCAGCAGACAUUGCGGCAAAUGUUAGACAUGCGUCGAAUAGAAAGAGACAAAAGACAUUUGAGGCGACAUCAAGAGAAGGCCACAAGAAACCUUUUUUGAAACUUCACCAGGUCAAAAUUGAAAUUAACGACGAUGAUAAUGAAGAAGAUAAGAUUAUAGAUUUGAAUGAAAAACAUCCACAUGAAGAUACUGACAUGGAUCAAGUUAUUGAUGACAUCGAAUUCGAUGAAAAGCUUGAAACAAACGAGGAAACAAACGCAGGAUUGAAGGAGGUGUCAAAAGUGGAGCCAAACGAGAAAACGAAAUCGGGACCAAACGAGAAGUUAGGAGACGGACUAAAGAUGAUCUCAGAAGCGAGACAAAACGAGAAUUCAAAAGCGAGACCAAAUGAGAAAUCAGAAGCGAGACCAAAGGAAAAAUCUGAAUCGAGACCAAAGGAGAAUUCAGAAGCGAUACCAAACGAGAAUACAGAAGCGAUACCAAAGGAGAAAUCUGAAUCGAGACCAAAGGAGAAAUCAGAAUCGAGACCAAAGGAGAAAUCAGAAUCGAGACCAAAUAAGAAAUCAGAAGCGAGACCAAACGAGAAAUCAGAAGCGAGACCAAAGGAGAAAUCAGAAGCGAGAUCAAACGAGAAAUCAAACAGUAAAUCAAACAAAAAUCACAGAAAUAAACCAAAGAACAGAAAGCUUAAGCUAGAAACCAAAUCUUAUAGGACAAAACAUGUUCAAACAACAAAUGAGAAAACAUCUCCUGGAACUACAAAGGGUAACGCUGCCAAACCUCAAUCUAAUGUACCUAUAGUUAAAACAGACAAAGAUACUAAGAAGGGUAACACUAGUGAAAUAGAUAAAUUCCUGACUUUGGUUGAUAACUAUUAUAAAGACAAAUCAAAAUCCUUGGACCAGUCUGAUUCUACACAUGAUACAAAAAAUGGAGAAGUGCAUAGUUCAAAUUCGAGCUCAAAACCGAAAACAAAUACUCAUUUAGAAAUUGAAAGAGUCAGUAAAGACGGCACCUCUGUUAAAAAUGAUAAGAAAGGGGUUACUGGGGUACAAGAUAACCAGAAGAAAAAGGAGACCAAAGCAGAAAAACCUGAGACUUUCGUUGACACAGUUGAAGAAGACGAUGAUUUUUACAUGGUAAAAGAGGACACUAGAUUCAUUGAAAGUCAAGAAAAUGAACAGACAAACAAAGCAGACGACAGAGAAACUAAUAAACAAAAUAUUGGAUCACAGGAAAAACGCCAUCGGGAGGACGAAGAUAAAAAGAAGCAUUCUCCAAAAGUAUCUUCACACCCGAUUCCUAAAUCUAAACAGAACAUUGGCCAUUCAAAACCAGGAGAAAAGUCACAAAUAAAAGAGAAAACCUCAAAAGUGCAUAAGGAUAUCGUGUCUGAAAUUGACAAGACUAAGCUGAACACAACCUUUAACACCGGAAAUGGGAAGUUUGCUACUGACGAUUUGUUCCCAAGGGAUACAGAUGACACUGGGGAGGUGAAGGCCGAUGUUGACGUCAUCAUCCCAGAGAAAGCUGACGACAGGUGGUCACGUGAGGGGCUGGAUGCGGUUGCCGGGGUUGCUAGACUGGAGCGGAAGUUGCACCCCACAGUGGACGCGCCAGUCCGGGACAUCACCCUCUCCAUGCAACGACUCUUAGUGAGAUUGCAGGGCCUUGUUGGCACGGUUGUCCGUGAUUAUGUCCAUAUCAACAACGUUACAAGGUGGCACUACAUGACCGGGGUGAGAACCCAACUGUCCUCACUGAGACAGCAUAACGAUAGGAUAUACACUGUGGUUUUGGAAUCGUCCCUCCUGACAAAGCAGAUCUACAGACGAGCCCACGAGCGGCGGCGCCCCAACCAGUUCCGGUAUGAUUCUUCCCCGGUGGCGGACCUCCGUUAUCGCUCCCGGAAGUCUGAAAACGCCGCUCACAACGCGAUCCAGCAUGCGAUGAUGCUUAAACAGCAGAUAGCAGUUCCCAAGGCGAACUAUGACAUGAUGUACGACAAGUUUCUCCGCCUGCGGCAAGAGGUCGUGAGCGGAAUUCCUGUGCGCGCCCUGUACGACCUCGGCCGCCGCGCUAACCAGACGAUCCGCAGACUAACAAUAGAACGGCCGCUCCGUCAGCAGGCAUACAGGCGGACCGGAAGUGGGACAGGCAUCGGUCUAGCAGACGCCAAGUAUCUCGUGGCACGCGCACUAACCAUUGUGUCAGAAACAAAGAAAAACCUCAUGGUAAACCAGAAACGGUUUUUGGCGGACGUGCCGGCCUUCCAGGGCCGCGGGAUGUCCCUGUGGCCGGUAGUUGACGCCGCCUCUAACUAUGCCACAGAUCUCAUGCAUCGAGCCGGCAGCAUAGACAUGAUAUUAUCUCCCGUACUGAAGCGAGCCGCCAAAAUGUUGACUGGCGGUCGCACGUCAAACAUGCAAAAAAUCAUCCAGAACACAGUGAAUGGCUUGUCAAAAGACACUAAGGAGCUGACUCGUGUCCUGGAUAAGAUUCGGGUACUGAUAGGUGACACCAGGUUUUUACAAGAACGCUGUGAGAUGCUCGAAGGGUCGGGGAUGGGUAUCGGUGAUGACGAAGAUGAUGAUGAUUAUGAUGACGUCAUGAUUAUCGACUGCUCGCAAUAUAUUGAAACCAUCCCGGAAGGCAGUGGUGACAGAACAGAUGAAAUCAUUUCAGAGGGUUCCGGAGACAUUUCUGAACCUAUCUAUUCUAACGAAACCACCGGCCUGCUCCUAACCGACGACGGCGAAAUCAUCGACGACAAGAUCGACGGAGACUUCACAUUUAUUGACGGUGACCUUGAAGAAGAUGGACACGAAGUUGACAAGGUUGUUGACACGUCAGAAGAAUCGAAAAUACCUCAACCCGAGAUGAUAAAACCGAAGCCGACGAAACAUGCAGAACACGUUACUACUGCACCGCCUGAAGUUACAACACAGAAGCAAAUAAUGACGUCAUCACCGAAAGAUGACGUCACGACUAUUAAAACGGUAGUUACAAAAGCGACAACAGAAAAGAAGACAACUACCGAGGAGGCCAGCGUUCUCGACAUUUUUAGUUUUUGGAACGACGCACCUGCGGGUCAUCCAUAUAUGACCAAUGAACCAUCAACGUUAAAUGAAGCUAUCCGGGAGCGUCUAUACAACUAUUCUGCGACAAGUAAGAUGGUGAAAGAAGAGGCGGAGGGUGUUGCUAAACUAGCAAACGACUUGUCCGACACAUGGAGCAAGGUGAACAGCAGGUUCGCCGUCGUCGACAACGGCACACGGGAGGCCCGAGCUCAAACACUUAAGGCCCGUACGUGGGUCAGUACUGCCGAGGCCAUACACGAUUAUGUUACCGAGACUGUCGAACGUAUUGGCACACAGGUUGAUGUCACUGAAAAGUUGUGCAAAACGGCUACAGAGAUCGCGGCGAAGAAGGUUAAGACAUAUGAGGAGCUGUAUGACAAAAAUAAGGACAGGCUUACUUCCGCACCGUCUGAUGAUGCUAUUAACGACGCUAGGGACGCUGUUCCGACGGUUGCGUCUAACGCACGGGAGAUCGCGCGCCUUGUUCGGGUGCGGCCGGACCCUUGUGGCACCCUGGAACGCUAUGACCUUCAUAUCCGGGGGAACAUCACCAGUCUCCGUGAUAAGAUAGAAAGGGCGAGGCUGCUAGCCGCUUCGAUGCAGUUGUCAGUGGAGGUGCCGACGGAGCGGCAAGUGGUGGCAAAAGUGGAUGUCCAGGCCGUGGCAGGAUCGCUGCUCACAGACCGUGUUCAGCUGCAUUUCCGGCCGUCACAGGACACCGGACACCUGUUUACCGUCGAUUACAACGACACGGGCUCUGUCGAGAUAUUCUUGAAAAGCGGCCGUCCGUCCGUCACACAGACAUUGAACGGCGAUGAUACUUCCGUUUCCGCUGACACAAGCCUCCAAACAGAUUCCUGGUACACCUUACUAAUCGAAAGAUUCGCCAACACCCAUACCCUGUCUCUAACCAACACUAGCGGUUCGUCCGCCCGUCUGUCCGUCAAGGGCACACAGCCAUUUUUGCUACAGGACACAGCCCGCCCAACCCACGUGACAAUCGGAGGGGAAGAGACGGCGGGUGGCUGUAUAGGAGGGCUCACGGUUAACGGGCGGGUGACCAGCCUAGGGGAAGGGCUGUCGAGGUCAUGUCCAUCUAACAUGGUUUUUCAAGACCCUGAUCUAUCAGUGCUACUGGACGGUGGAGGGUACGGCCGUUACUCGCUGGACAGACACCGGUCAAUCAGGGAGCUAGAGGUCACCUUUACCCCUCUCUCAGAUGGCGCCGUGUUCAGUCUUGGCUCCAGAUAUCUGCGAACUAAAAUGGCGGCUAUAGUCUCCGCCGGGCGGUUGCACGUGUAUCUUGAACAGAAUACCAUGAAGACGUCCUUGGCAACGAAACAUAAAAUCCUCGGAGAAAAACUGACAUUGUCGCUGAGAACAGACGCGAGACGGGACAGUCUCAUUCAAGUUAAUGGUGCAUCAGAUGAAUUUGAUGACGUCACGGACGCACGCUUCGAUAUUCUGUCUAACCAUAGGAAUGGCUUAGUUGUGGGAAGCAUGUUUACCAACAUAAGCUCUAUGUCCGGCUGUGUCACUGCUGUGAAGGUGAACGGUGCUGAUGUUGAGCUACAGAGGCUAGAGGAUGCGAGAGGUGUUAAGUUCGGAUCAUGCCAACAGUCUGAAUGCGUUUCGUUUACGUCAUCGAGCCGUCCGUUAGAGAUGAGUGACGUCGAAGACGGGGACCGGGUAUUCCUGUCAGUGCACGCAGAUGCUCUUGGGCAGGUUUUGGAGUACAAUAAAACCGGGAAAGUCAGUAUUGCGGUAAUCCUCGGAGCGGACGGCGAGGUCACGAUGACAGAGAGUCUGAAUAAAGAGGAAUCGAAAAGAACAUUUGAUAGCGACAACAUCUACCACACAAUUAGUGUUAUGGACAGUCCGGACGAUAAAGAGGUGAAGGUCACAGUUGCAAGAAAAACAUUCGAGUUCAGCUAUAAGGAAAAUGGUGGUGGGGGAGGGGGAUGGGGGUGGGGAGGGAAGGAGGAAGACGCUGAAGAUGAUGUGGAGGAGGAGGAUGAGGAGGCAGGGUACGAUAUCACGUUGGGUGGAAACCCCGAUAAACCUUUUGUGGGGGACCUCCUGGAACUUAUCAUUGGUGACACUUCUUUGAAACUCCGAGACUUCCUCUCUUCCAACAAGCUGCACAGAUGCUCAAGAAAAGUUCCAAAAAGUGUUACAGAGGAACCAAUCCAGAUAAAACCCCGUGUAUGUGGAUAAGGAAAAAGAGCUCUGGUCCAUAUUUUAGAGAAACAUGUCCAGAUAAAACGCCGUGUAUGUGAAUAAGGAACCUUUGAUAUAUAUUUUUUGACGAACCAGUCUAGAGUAAAUGACGUGUAUGUGAAUAAGGAACCUCUGAUCUAUAGUUUGAGAAACCAGUCCAGAUAAAACGUCGAGUAUGUAAUAAGAAACCUUUGGUCUAUAUUUUGGCGAACCAGUCAAGCUAAAACUCCGUGUAUGUGAACAAGGAACCUCUGAUCAAUAUUUUAGAGGAACCAGUCCAGAUAAACGCUAGUGUACUUCGAUAAGAAACCUUUGAUCUAUAUGUUAGAGGAACCAGUCCAUAUACAACCCCGUGCAAGUGGAUUAGUAACAUCUGAUCCAUAUCUUAAGUACAUGUAUGUACAAUUACAACAAGCAAUUAAAAGAAAUUUAUUUCUGAUCAGAUUGGAACUAUAAUUUUCUACUAUAUUUGUUGAAAUUUUUAUUGGAGGUUUGCUAUUUUGUUAUUCCAAUGCGUUUUCUUUAAGCCAAAACCUUUGUAAAUAUCAAUAAUAAAUAAUUCUUUGUGUAUUAUAUUUCUCUAAAUUAUUUAAUCUAAAAAAUGUUUUUUUGUGUUUUUUUUUUAAUCUAACACGUGAUGUACUUGAGCGUCUUCUUUCAUCUGCAUGUAUAAAAUAUUUAUAUACCCGUAUAUGUGCAUGCACCUGGCCCUAAUUUCUUAAAACAUCUAAAGUCCCUUAUAAGAUAAGCCUUCUAUUGUUGUUUACCUAUAAUUUGCGUAAUAUUAACAUUCUUAAGAGAUCUUGAACUAUAAAAAGAAAUUAUCUUUAUGACAAUCAGGAUUAUUUUAUUCAGUUAAUCGAGAUAAAGUAAGUAACUUGGCUUAAAUGAAAAAAGCUUUUUAUUUUUGUUACGCUUAAAAACUUUCGAGGCAUUUAAGCCAGCAGAGUUGAUAAUCAAACGAUUUAAUCUGUUUUCAUCAGGGAAUACAUGUAUUUUAUACUGAAGAUUGUGAGCUCAAAUCUUGUUGAAUUCUACAUUACUCAUUACCAUUUGGUUUCAAGUGCUUUGCUUUGCUUUUAUUGUCCAUUAAAAAUAAUAUUGACGUAUCUAUUUAUAUCCUAUCUACAUUUGACCUUUCUUGUAUAGGAAACGUAUGUGUGCUUGUAUUUUUUGUGUGCAUUCUACUGGUUGAUUUUGAGUCAGUAAAUCAAUUCUACGGCUUUUUUGUUGAUAUAAAAUUAACCAAAGCAUGUUUCAAAGUGCCCUGUCUCAAAAUGAUUAAACGUGUAUUUUAGAUUUGCACCACCAGUCAUAUGUGUAAUUGUUUGUACUUUUUGUCAUGUAAAUGUUCAUGAAAAUAGAGAUAGGUCUCAAUAAUUCGCUAUUUAGCUUUUAUCAGUUAUGUUUUGCGUGUGUUGAUGUAUUUGUUUCUUAAUGACACAUCUGUCACUAUAUAAUGACGCCAUUAUUUCCCCCAGUCAUUCAUGUGCUGUGCCUUCAGAAUCAUUUAAUAUGAUUUAGUGUUCGAAAUUAUUUUUUGUUCAACGGGACGGCAGUAUUUUAAAAUAUGCCAUAAAAGCAGACGUCCGCCGUUAUUGAUUUUAAUCAGGUGAAUCAGUACAUUGAAACAGAUGCUUAGCAAGAAACUAAACAUAAUUUCAAACACUCAGCUGCUUUAAGAGUUAUAAGUUUGCAAUUUCAAGAAUACAAUGCGACACAUUUAGCAUUUAAUUUUGGAAAAUACAUUACUUAUAACCUUUUACCACAUUAGUUUUAUUGGAAUGUAAUCCUGCUUUGGUGCCAUAUGAACUGUACAGAAUUUAGUGAAAAAUAAUCAAAAAUAUAGUUUCGCAAAAUAGUUUAGGUUAAAUGACACUAAAUUAUUUACAGGUCAUAUGACACCAAAGCAGGAGUAUAUUCCCAUCAAACAACUGUGGGUGUUGACAUUUGCUGUUUCUGCUAGACAUGAUGUCAAUGAAACAUUCCCAACCAAACCGAGACUUUUGUUUUUGAACGUUGCCCGUAAUUUGUGGUCCGGAGGGACGCCUCUUUCAGAAUUUUAAUCAAUAACAACCUCACGUCGAAAUUGCCUUUUGUAAUACGUUCGAUAAUACUUUUUGAAAUAGGUUUUUCAGAAAUUGUUUAAAAGGUGCAUAUAUAUCCAUAAUAUUUGCUUCCUGUCUCUAAAACUGUACUGUAUAUUAAAUAUAUUUUAUUUUACAGUACUUUUGUUGCGCUUUUAUGCUAAUAACUCAAUAAAAUACAACAUUAAACAAA